Gossypium raimondii (Peruvian cotton) is the source of this 755-nucleotide messenger RNA. RefSeq lists its product as uncharacterized. Bases 83 to 589 code for a protein of 168 amino acids. Lineage: Eukaryota; Viridiplantae; Streptophyta; Magnoliopsida; Malvales; Malvaceae. The transcript has a single exon. The record is from RefSeq and is a predicted model, not a curated record.
GAAGCCAAGCUUUAUAAAAGCAGAUCCAAACGAGGAAGUAACACAGUGAUUACGAGGGAAUUUGAUUUUCAAUUUUUUUUUAAUGGCGUGCAGCAAAACCGAUUACUCGAGGCCCAACUACAGAUUUCUGUCGAGCGAUCAACAACUGCAAGCAACGUUGAAUCAUGACUCGGCGGCAUUCGAGUUAGACGAGUCGGAUCUUUACAGCAACUCGGUCUCCAGUUGCUCUGGUUCGCCUGAGUUCCGGGACAGUGGAGUAUCCAAAAUGACAUCGACCAAGCGCCGUGGCAGAGUCGGAGGGACACCUGCGUCGCUGCCGGUCAACAUACCGGAUUGGUCGAAGAUUUUGAGGGAAGAGUACAGGAAUAACCGGAGGAGUUCAGAAAGCGACGAUGAUGACGACGUGGAAGAAGAUGAUUGGUUGGAAGGAGGGGUUCGGAUUCCGCCUCACGAGUUUUUGGCAAAGCAAAUGGCGAAGACUGGGAUCGCAUCCUUCUCAGUUCAAGAAGGGGUAGGGAGGACUUUGAAAGGAAGAGAUUUGAGGAGGGUCAGAAAUGCAAUUUUUGAAAAAUUUGGUUUCCAAGAUUAAACAAAAUGAAAAGAAGAAGAAGAAAAAAAAAGAGUGAAUAUUUUGGAAUCAUCAAAAUGUUUGAAUUUCAUUAGAAAAUUUUACUCAGUUUUCGAGAUAGGAUCAUUUUCAUUCCUGUAAUUUUAACAUUCAAGAUUUAUAAGAUUUUGCGGAGGAAUUUUGGAAA